AUGGGGUAUUACACGCUGUCUCCAUAUAUUUUUAUCCUGUGUACGGAGGUUCUCUCGGAACUCUGUGAUAAGGCACUAUCAGAUGGGACGCUGUCUGGGGUUUGUGUUUCUCGGGCUAGUCCAGCAAUUGAUCACCUUUUGUUCGCCGACGACACGAUGUUCUUCUGCAAGUCGAACACCGCUAGCGUCAGGCAACAUAUCAACUUUGCAAAGACGGCUAUCACGUUCUCGGCACGGACUCCUCCUGAAGUUAAGAGCAGAGUUAAAACGGCUCUAUCUAUCGAAGCAGAAGGUGGUAUUGGAAAGUAUUUGGGCCUCCCGGAACUGUUUGGGAGAAAGAAAAGAGACAUCUUCGCAGCUAUCCUCGACCGUAUCAGACAACGAACACUUAGCUGGACUACUAAUUUCCUCUCCGGUGCUGGCAAGCAGGUCCUCUUGAAAGCAGUCUUGGCGGCGAUGCCAUGUUACGCUAUGUCGUGCUUCAAACUCCCAAAAUCUCUAUGUAAACAGAUCCAAUCCAUGUUAACUCGAUUCUGGUGGGAUGCAAACUCGACAAAGAAGAAGAUGUGUUGGGUUGCGUGGUCCACCCUAACUCAACCAAAGCAUGCUGGAGGUCUCAGGUUCAGAGACAUCGAGAUGUUUAACGACGCGCUGCUUGCAAAAAUUGGAUGGAGAAUCCUAUCUAAACCCCAAUCUCUAGUAGCCCGUGUACUACUGGGUAGAUACGCUCGCAACUCUACGUUUAUGGAUUGCCCGGUCUCAGCCUCCUCCUCCCAUGGUUGGAAGAGUAUCCUGGCUGGGAGAGAGAUUUUGAGAAUGGGUUUCAGUUGGUCUGUUGGUAACGGGGAGAGUAUAAGGGUGUGGCACGAUCCAUGGCUGAGUUGUGAAACCCCCCUGAUCCCUAUUGGUCCCCCUACUCUAGCUGCCUCUAACUUAUUGGUUAGCGACCUCCUAUGCAAACUCACCAAUACGUGGGAUCGUGAUAAGAUCAGACAGGAGUUGCCUCAGUACGACGAUGCUAUUCUAUGUAUCUUCACGAGUUCAGCUCCAUCGGAGGACCAGGUUGCGUGGGUGUAUGAGAAGUAUGGAGCUUACUCCACUAGGUCAGGAUAUGGCAUCGGUAUGAGCGCUGUGAGACCGGUUGCCUUUAUCCCCGUUCCUUUUGAUUGGCGAAAGAACAUCUGGAAUGUUAACACAGCACCUAAGAUUAAAGACUUUCUUUGGAAAGUGGUCAAGAAAGCAAUCCCCGUCAGCGCUAAUCUUGCCUCUCGGGGGAUCUCCUCCUUUCCGUGUAAGACUUGUAAUGAUGUGGAGGACGAUCUACAUGUUUUCCUCCUCUGCUCGGUAGCUAAGGAGGUUUGGGAACUAGCUCCGAUCUCUUGGACCCAACUCCCUAUGAUUUCCUCGCUUGGGGUCUUCAUCUCAUCAUGCGCUAGCAUUAAGAACCUUCCCCCGACGGGAGCCCGUAAUAAGAGAUGUUUUGAAGACAAAGCCUACUCCAGUAUGGAGAUCCUAAACAAGUACAUCUCUAAUGCUCGCAAAUGGCAAGGAGCCCAGAUGCUGACCACACCACCUACUAAAGAUGUGCAUGAACUAUCCCGAGGUAAGAGUGUUCCUCAGCUGCCCUCUCCGUCUACUACGAUGAUCACCUGUCAUGUUGACGCAGCUUGGGAUGCAAAUUCCGGUAACUGCGGGCUGGGAGGAGUCUUCACCGGUCCUCCCUCUACCACCCAUCUCCGUCAGCUUUGCGAAUCACGACCCUUUGUUUUUUUUGCGCUAAUGGCUGAAGCGCUUGCAGUUCGUCUUGCGGUUAUGACCGCAGCUUGUGCAAACAUUAAAUCCCUUCUGAUUCUGUCAGACUCCCUUGAUCUUGUCAAGCUGUUGAUAAAGAAAGAGAGCAGGCCAGCUUUGUUUGGUAUUGUGUUUGACAUCUACUACUUUACCUCUCUGUUUGAUGUUAUUUCCUUUGCUCAUGUACCCCGUUUAAACAAUUGCGAGGCUGAUUUUGUGGCUAGAUCAGCACUGGCUUCGAUCGUUGUAACAUCCGUUGGUGGAGAGUAA
Molecule: messenger RNA, 2061 nt
Organism: Brassica oleracea var. oleracea
Lineage: Eukaryota; Viridiplantae; Streptophyta; Magnoliopsida; Brassicales; Brassicaceae
Exons: 2
Coding region: 1-2061 (686 amino acids)
Molecular function (GO): nucleic acid binding; RNA-DNA hybrid ribonuclease activity
Source: RefSeq, a predicted model, not a curated record